GACCAUCAUGGCUGCCACUCGCUGAGCUGUCAAGCUCUCCACAAAAGAAAAGAAAGCUGAAAACCCACGGUUUCAAUGGAUACUUCUGCAGCUACCUCCACAGGAGAUAAUAAACACCGUUUCAUCAAGAGGACUAGAAACUGGCACAAACGGCUCCACCUCAGGAAGACCGCCGUUCAGCCCCCAACUAUGCAAAGUAAAGAUAAGCGUGGACCAAAGAAGAUAGCAGAAGAAUGGGAGCAAAGCAAAGUGUGGCCUUCAUCAAAGAAGACCCCCCAGAAAGCACAGCAGGCUAAGCACAGGACAAAUGACAGCGGAAAUACACUUAAGUUCAUAUGCUCUCAAUGCAGGGACAACUUGGAAUAUGUUCCCAAAGAUUUGGUGAGACACUUUGAGGAAAAACACAGAGGGAGCUCACCAGUUUUUUCCUGUCAUAUGUGUGCUUUUAACACACACGACUUCUCCUGUCUACAGGUUCAUCUGUUAAGCCACAAGGACACUUUUUCUAGUUGCAGCAUUUGUAAUGACAACGUUCAACGCACAUGGCCAGAAUUCAGUGCACACCUGACUAACUAUCACUGCCAUAAUGGCAAAUAUUCAUGUGAAAUGUGUCAGAGAUUCUCCACAGAGGACGUUAAAGUAUUUUUAGAACACAUAUGUGUGCAUAAUUUGGGCGUGGAAGGAGCUAAUGAUGAUCUGUUGCCACCCACGAAGGACAAGAAACAGAUUGGGCCUAAAGCAACCACUCAGACUUUAUGUUGUCAGCACUGUGGCUAUGAGGCGUCUCAGAAAUGGUUGAUUACUAAGCACAUUAAAGCUGCCCAUGUUUGCCAGAAUGGUAAUCAGAGGAAGAAGAAGAAGGAGCUUCAUUCCAUAGCAAUGAAACCAAAUGACCCAAUCCCAAAAAUGAAGCCUAGAUUAACAAGAAGUGCAGUUAGGGAAAUGUGCUGGCUGACACAGGACUGCCUGUCUCUGCCAGGGAGAGAAUUCCUGGAUAAAUACUGCCAUCUGUCAGAUCCACAAACAACACUAGAGGAGACUCAGCAGUUUUUGAUGAAAUCUGUUGCCGGGGAAACCGGUGACCAGAAAUGGACCAAGGCUCUUAAGACUGUUUUGUCAAAUGUCCCUCAAGAAGUGAAUCUUCACCCAAAGUCGGAGAAUGGCAUCAUGUCGAACUCAUCGGAUCUCACUGUCCUCACGGUCAAGAACAAGAUAACUGUAGCUCAGCACGGUGCUGCUUAUGCCAAAAGAUUGAAAAGGAUGACGUCAUCAGAUAAAGAAACCGUUUUCCCCGAAAGUGCUGCUGAUGAUACCCGGGGUGUCAUUGACCAAAAUGGGUGUCAGUCAAAUUUGAACGAUCAUAUACCUUGUCCACAGAUUGAAACCAAACUACAUAAUGAUGUCUCAGUGUCAGCCCAGAGUGAGGCAUCCGAGUGCACUCAAAUGCAGGAAAACAGAGAGAAUCAGGAAUUAAAGGCUGAUAAGGAAAUUGAGGAACAUGGUAAAAAACACCAGGAGCCUAUGCAUGAAGAAGUGAUUAAUAUCUCCAGUGAGCUUAAGCUGAAAAAGGAGAGCGCAGAGCAGACAUCCAUUCAUAAAGUCCUACCAAAAAAUAAGAGACGGAAAAGAAGACGGAAACGAAAGACAGCAUCUAAAAAAGUGGAUAAAAGAUCAUCAGGACUGCCCUUAAAGAUAGUCUUGAAGAAGAAUCCUGUAAAGGAGAAGCAGUGGGUGUCACAAAGCUCCCUGUCUCCAUCAGGAGAUGGUGCCAUGGAGGACUAUCAUGGGCUGCCAAGUCCUCAUAGAACAAUGGAGACGACAGCAAAGCUUCUUCAAAAUGCGCCGCUGACAGAAGUUCAGCAGAAGAAAUGGACCAAAGCUUCCAAGACUGAUCCUACUGAAGGCAUCACUUCAGCUCUGCAAUCGAAACCAGGGGAAGAGCUCAUCCCUGGUUGUGCCGCAAAGCCAUCGGGGUCUAAAAAUAUGGCCGAAAAUGAGCCUGGCAUGCUCGGAGGCUCGUCGUCGACCCAUCAAGAAAUACAAGAUGACGCAGAGAGGUCGCAAAAUUUCUCAGAAACAGAGGUUGACAAGAAAAGUUCAGCUGCUAAGACGGGACAGUCAAAUUCGACAGCUGAAGUAGAGAUGUGCCCCAAGAACGUACCCUUCCAAACAUCAGGCAGUGGCAUGGACUGCCAUGUGUCGGACAAUAAGAGGAGUCCAGCAGCUGGUGGAGUGACUCCUCAUAGCAGUUACACACAGUCUUCCCCUGUUUCCCAACCUGUUAUUACACCACAGGGUAAUUUAAAUCUGGAAGAUCCAAGUCUUGCUCUUUGUUUAGAUCAGAGAGAGACAGAAGUGCCUGCAGACUCCUGCCCAGAUCUCUUGAGCAGCACCCAUUUGCCUGUGGGGAAAGCCAUCCAACAGGAGCCCUCACCAGCCUCUGGGCAUCGGUGGCAACCGGCCCCAAGAAACCAAGAGAGGACCCUGAAGUUAGUAGCCAUAAAUCCAUCUCAGUUGGUAAAGCGUCCAGCGGGAGACCAGCCUGUCGUGGUGCUAAAUCAUCCAGAUGCCGACAUCCCUGAGGUGGCCAGGAUCAUGGAGGUCGUCAACAGGUACAGAGGAGAGGUGCAGAAGGUCAUGCUGUCCCGCAGGACUCUGAAAGCUCUUUCAUCCAUGAACAGCAAGGUCCCUGAGACAAAUGACCCAACAGAUGCCCCAGCUGACUCUGUGCGGCUGGGUAAUAACUCUGUACAGGAGAGGUUUAUUUUGAAGAUGAAACUUCGCAGGUUGAGCAGGAAGAAGUAUGAAGUAGUGGGCGCAGUCUCUCCCAGCAGGGACGUUGCAACAAAGUUUCGCUGCUGGUUUUGUGGCAGGGUCUUUGCGAGUCAGGAAAUGUGGAUGGUCCAUCGGCAGCGACAUCUGAUGGAGUGGAAAAGGCCAAACUGUGAAAACUCUUGAAUGUCGCACACACUGGAUGAAAAACAAAAAAAAAACUAGUCUGGAAAUAAGACGACGUUGCAAUACAACAAAGUAAUAAUGGAAACCGUGAUUAUCCAGUCUCCUCAGUUUUUUAAGGUCUUAAUAAAGAGUGGGUGUUGUUUUUUUUUUUUGUUUUUUUGAGGAGAAUCAAAUCAUUGUCAUGCUUCCUGGAGGAUUCAUGUUCUCAGGGUAAUUUAAACAUUUACCUUUGUCUCUCUCCCAGUAGCUUGAUAUAAACUCUCUCUACAGCCACAUGGAUGUGGUGUUGACAAUUUAGUUCUUUGUAUUUUUUUUGUAUUUUGUCUACGCAAUAGCUUUAUUUAAGGUGAUUUAAGUACACUGUCGUAUGGAAUCUUGUAUAGAACACUGUCAUGUAUAUUUGCCAUACCAUCUUAUGGAUCAGUUUAUGUACGGGUAGGCUAUACAGUGUGGUAGCUAUAAUAUUUAUGUUUUUGGAAUGGGACGCAGAGACCCACAGGUUACUCAGAUAUACCAAAACUGUGUUUAAAAACAAAAAAAAGGACAAUAAGCUGUUUUAUUCAACAUUUAUUUAUGAACUUAGAUUUAGUCUUUAUAUACUUUUCUUUAUGCUUUUUUUGGGCCUUUGGAUGAAUCUGGAUUUGUACAAUUUUUGUAUUAACUACAACGAAUUAUGUACAAAUCUGUAGUAGGUAUAUUUUCAUUUUCAUUCAUUCAGUGGAAGCAGAUAUCCCUUUAGACACGAUUAAUUUUAAAACGUAAACCGGUGUUUUGUGAUGUAGAUCAAAUACUUGGAUUUUUAAAGAUUAAGAGGCCUGGAUGAUUUUUUUUUUUUUUUUUUUUUUUUUUUUCUUCUCAGCGAGUUUCCUCUCGUUUGACUUGAAAUGAUAAUCUUAUCUUUUAAUUGCACUAUGAAAGGAGGAUUUAUAUUUCCUGUUACCUCACCUUAUCAGGCCUAAGCCUUUUGACAAUCUCAACCAGUGUCCUACUGUGGCUAAACAUUUCCUUACGCUGCCAUGAUCCCUCAAUAUUCACAGCAAAGGGAACUGUGGCUCCUCUGUAUGUGUGUGUGUCAGUCAAGGAGAAUUGGACAGAUGUACCUAAAUUGUGCAUGUAUCCCCGGCUCUGGAGUGUCAGUAACUCGCUGUAUAUGUAUAUAUCUAUACAUAUAUACAUACAUAUAUAUAUCUAUAUAUAUAUACUUUUUCAAUUUAGAUAAAAGAUUUAUAAUUGUAUAUAGUCCAGCUAGAGGUACUGUAAAAUAUUACCAGAGAAUUUUCACCAAGUGCCUAGGAGUUUUUAUUAUGCAACCGAUGUGCAUGAGUAUGAUAGCAUUACUUGUUGAACGGAGAAUAAAUGAAGCUGUUGUCAUUUCCUGGUUGUUUUUUGUGAUGACUGAAGAUGUGAGCUGAGUGAUGAAACACAAGAAAAGAGUUUUAUUAAAACAAAAUAUACAA
Seriola dumerili (greater amberjack) is the source of this 4415-nucleotide messenger RNA. Its product is annotated as zinc finger protein 518A-like. NCBI's taxonomy places the organism in Eukaryota, Metazoa, Chordata, Actinopteri, Carangiformes, Carangidae. The transcript is spliced from 3 exons. The coding region runs from base 76 to 2958 and encodes 960 amino acids. The record is from RefSeq and is a predicted model, not a curated record.